GCCACAUUGCCUUUCGCACAUGGUUUCUUCGUAGGUAAAUGAUCAUACUACUUGUAAGAACUAGUUUUUUUCGGCAGCAGCUCCUCGAGUGAUAGUGGAACAAGUACAUAAAGAAAAAUUCGAAAUGUUCAGAAACCUGUGCCCAAGUUUUCAAGGGCUACGAUCGCGGACGAAUGUUUACCGAUGGAACCACACAGUAGCGGUCAAACAAGCCCUGCAAUACAAGAAGGGUGACACGAUUGGCGGGUACACGGUGCGUCAGGUUGAAGAAGUGAAAGAACUGCAUCUCGCUGCUGUACGACUGUUGCAUGAAAGAACAGGCGCUGAUUUUCUCCACAUCGCUCGUGAAGAUCGCAACAACCACUUCAGUGUUGCAUUUUCAACGCUGCCAACAAACAGUACAGGUGUGCCUCACAUCCUUGAACACCUGACAUUAUGUGGUUCGCAAAAGUACCCUUGUCGCGACCCCUUCAUGAAGAUGCACAACCGAUCAUUGGCUACAUUCAUGAAUGCGAUGACAGGUUGUGAUGUCACAUUCUAUCCUUUUUCGACGCAAAACAUCAAGGACUAUGAGAAUCUUAUGAGAAUUUAUCUAGAUGCGGUGUUUUUCCCACAGCUGGCCAAGUUGGAUUUCAUGCAGGAGGGAUGGAGGCUAGAGCAUACUGAUCCCAAGGACAAAUCUUCUCCCAUUGUCAUCAAAGGAGUAGUGUACAAUGAAAUGAAAGGUGUCUUUUCCAACUCAAGCAAUGAUUUCAACCAGGCCAUUGUCAACAAGCUGUGCCCAAGCGGUGUGUAUGGCCAUGUGAGUGGUGGUCAUCCUCUUUCGAUCCCUGACCUCACCUGGGAGCAGCUCAAGGAAUUUCAUCACAAGCACUACCACCCAAGCAAUGCCAGGUUCCUCACCUAUGGUAACUUUCCUUUGGAAAAGACACUGUCACUAAUAGAUGAGUUGGCCUUGUCAAAGUUUGAGAAAAUUGAUGGCAGCUCUGUCGUGCCUCCUGAGCCAAGGUGGAAAGAACCGAAAAUGGAGACCAUGACUUGUGUGCCUGACCCACUAGCUGCAAAUCCUGAGAAGCAGUCAACAGUUGCAGUAACGUAUGCGAUGAAUGAUGCCACAGAUACUCGGGAGUCAUUUGCCAUGUCAAUACUAAGUCACCUCCUAGUGAAUGGACCUAACUCGCCGUUCUACAGAAACUUACUUCAAGCAGGAAUUGGAGCUGACUACACGCCAUCACUUGGAUACGAUGCCAACUUGAAAGAAGCAUUUUUCUCAGUUGGCCUGCACGGCGUGAGUAAAGCUGAUAUAGGCAGGGUGACCGACAUAAUCCACCAGACAUUUGAUGAAGUUAUCAGCACUGGAUUCCCCAAGGAGCGCAUUGAUGCAGCCCUUCACUCUGUAGAGCUGAACCUGAAGCAUCAGACAUCCAACUUUGGCUUGCUUCUGAACUAUGCAACAGUUGGCCUCUGGAACCACGGGGGUGACCCUGUCAGGUCCCUCAAGGUGAAUGAACACGUUUCCUGGCUGCGUGAGCAACUGGCAAGCAAUCCACGCUUUUUCCAGGAGAAAGUGCAGCAAUAUUUUAAGGACAACAAACAUUGCCUGACACUAGUCAUGAAUCCUGAUGAACAUCACGAAGAGAAAAUUCGGGCCUUGGAACAAAAGAACAUAGACAGAAAGCUGGGGGAACUGGACAGUGAAAGCCGAGCCUCAAUUUAUGACCAGGGUCUGAAAUUGCUGGAGCACCAGUCCAAGAAGGAAGACGAAAGCUGUCUGCCCCGCCUUCUCCUCAAGGAUGUUGCCCCAACUAUCGAAUUGACCAAGCUGAACCACAUCAAUAUGGGUGGAGUAAAAGUGCAAACCACGGAGCAGGCCACUAAUGGAGUAACCUAUUUUCGGGCUGUCCUCAAUGCCUCGCACUUGCCUCCUGAAUUGAAGCGCAUGGUUCCACUCCUGUGUGAAGUUCUUACUAAAAUGGGCACUCAAGACAAGGAUUACCGCCAGUUCUCUCAGGAAGUCGAACUGAAGACAGGGGGACUCCAUACUUCUGUGCAUAUCUCUCCUCACCCAACUGAGCAUGGUCGUUUUGAGCAGGGAGUGCUGUUAUCAUCGCACUGUCUGGAAAAGAACACAGAAGCAAUGUUCUCCCUCUGGAAAGAACUCAUCCUUAGGUUGAAACUGGAAGAUGAUGAACGCCUGACGCAGCUGGUUCAAAUGUGCGCAGCUGGCUUGGCACAAACACUGGCUGACUCUGGCCAUCAUUAUGCCAUGGCACAAGCUGAGAGCUACCUGAAUGCCUGCGCCCAACUUCAGGAAGAGUUUACGGGUAUUUCUCACAUAACACAAAUGAAGACCCUAGCUGAAGCUGCGAACCUCAAGUAUUUGUUGCCCCAGUUGAAAGCCUUGGCAGAUGCCUUACUCAAGAAGGAUUCUAUGAGGUGCUCGCUGAAUGCCAGUUCAUCUGGUCUGUCAGCUGCUGAAAACUGUCUUGAUGGCCUUCUCUCAUCCAUUCCUGGUGCGUGCACCACAAACUGUCCAGACUAUGUUGAAGAGCCAGACUUCUUUGCCAGAGAACGCAAGAUCCACCUGGUAUUUCCAUUCGGUGUCAACUUCUGUGCGAAGAGCUUCAAUGCGGUGCCUUAUAGCCACCCUGAUUUUUCUAGUCUUCAAAUUGCAUCUCAGUUGUUGUCAUUCAAGUAUCUUCUGCGGGAAGUGAGGGAAAAAGGUGGUGCUUAUGGAGUGGGGGCGGUUGUUCGACCUGGUGGAUGCCUCAGCUUUUAUUCAUACAGGGACCCAAACAUGGAGAAAACGUUGGAUGUAUUUUGCGACUCAGUUGCAUGGCUCACAAAAGGAGUGUUUACUGAAGAGGAUCUGGAAGAAUCAAAGCUGUCCUGCUUUGCAAAGGUUGACAAGCCUAUCACUCCAGGUGACCGUGGGGCCGCAACAUUCCUGCAUGGAGUGACAGACGAGAUGAGGCAAGAGCACCGGCAGAGGAUAUUCGCCUGCAGCAAGGAUGAAAUCAUCUCAGCAGUCAAUAGGUGUGCUGGCGAAAGUGGGUGCACAUCAAGUGUCGCUGUCAUUGGCCCUGAAAAUCAGUUCACAGAGACUGGGAAACACUGGCUUGUCCACAGAGAUGGCAGUAAGAAGCCUGGAGAGGACCUGCAAGAAGGCAAGAAAGCAGAGCAACCAACCGAAGAGUCUGCCACCUGCUCAGGAAGAGGUGCCUCAGAUUCAGGAAAUGACAGUAGCAGCAGCAGUGACAGUGACAGUGACUCCAGCGAUAGUGAAAGCACUGGGGACACUGAAAGGUUUCUGCUAAAGGUUAAUGGCCUUCCCAGAGACAUUACUACAGUGUUGGUUGCCAAGCAUUUGAAGAAAGCAGGCAUCAAGGUGUCUAGGGGUGCUGAAGGUGUCCUCCUGUUGACUAGAAACAGUCAGUCGUCUAAUAGAGCAUUCGUUCAGGUGGCAUCAAAACAGGACCAAGAGAGGGCCUUAAACUAUGCAUGGGGAAAUUCUCAGUUAGCGGGUCAGGCUAUAAAGGUCGCCCGGGCUCAAGCGGAUGAUGUUCGUCGCUACGUCAUGACAAAGGCGCCUUCGCCGAGCGCACUUAAGAACAUAAUUUCUAGCCGUGUCGUGCAUGUUCGCAACCUUGCAAUGAACUUGCCAGAAGAAAAACUGAAGGAGUUUUUGUCCCAUUGCAGAGUGACUCGAAUCGAUCGCGAACGAUUCGACUCGAACAGGGCUCAAAGAUCAGCGUUCGUCUGGUUCGCUACCACUGAGGAUGCCCAAAAAGCCUUGGCUAUGAGUGGAAAAGUGCUGAAUGGGAUGAAGAUGGAGCUGCGGUUAGUCUCGGAGGAUUACGCUGAGAAGCUACUCAAGGGAGAGCUUUCGAGCUUGGCAUCAUAUGCAGACAAGGCGAGUUCGCGAACGCAAGCUCGCACGAGUCGACUACUUCGCCGAAACCCAGUUAAGAAGUCUAGUGAACAUUGGAUUCCUGUUCAGGAGGUGAAAGAGCAAGACAUCGAUAAAGUAUUGCAGUCAUCGGAUGGACAGUACAGAGUCAUCGCUGAAGGUCUUCCCUUUAGUGUCACGCAGAUCAGCAACUUUUUGUGGCCCUCAAAGCCGACCGCGGUGGUUCGCAUCCUACAUGUGAGCAGUAAACGGUCGGCUAAAAUGAUGCUUUCGUUCGCAAGUCUUGCGGACGCCGAACAAGCUGCCAAAAAGAACGGUCACUUGGUCUUUGGCCGCCGCGUAAAAAUAACACUCGUAACUUCUGACAUGCCCUGUGGGCACGACGAUGGUGUAGCCGCCAAAACGGUGGAAUCGCCGUCUUAGGCAGCAUCGCGAAGAAAAUUUAGCUGCCAGUAGUUAGCUUUGGUUUUGCUAUGUGGUGAAAUCGAAAAUCUUUUUUGUAUACAUGGGGACCGCAUUUAAUUUCCCAGCGAUCAACCAGUGCACUGCUAUAUGGCAAUUGGUGCCGGACGCACACAGUCCGAGUAUAGCAUUUAAAUAACUGAGUAUUGUGGUACUUAGUCGAUUAUAGAGGCUUUUAACAAGCUACCGAAACACGUUACGGAAUUACGACACAGUUCCUUUCCGUAUGGGCAUACAAUGGUCACGCAUGAGCAUUCGUCAGCCGGUUCCGCGUUGCCACCUUUCCGUAGCUUGCUGAAAACCUCCAGUGUAAUACGCAUACGCUAUUUGUGGCCUAGAUCAAUCGCCUCGGACAUCAUCAUUUCCGAACAAAUAUAUACAAAGGCCGGACCUAGUAUGUUAACCGCCGCACUGUCUAUGUGCGCUCAUAAAGCAGACUCAUGCAAGUGCCGGCGUUGGUGUGCUCACGGGAAUCAACGCUAGCUGUACGAAUACAACGCUCGACUGAUGUUAUAUAUGUUGUGCAACAAUGUUUCAUGGACGUUUCAUCAGUGUUUUCGAAAGUCGAGCUGGACGGAAUGGUGUGGUUUGGUGAUGUGUCGCGCUUUUUGUGUGCAUGGACUGCAGAAAUGUCCUUUGUUGUAUAGUUUAUGAAAACCGCUCUUGUCUCGGACAACCACGUGUUCCUGCCUUGUGAAGUCUGUCAGUGGCUUAUUUCAUAAUCCUUCUUCGACACUUCAAACCAUGUAGAUAAAGAUAAAAGCGUUAAUUGUUUUUGAGCCAUUGGUCCUGGAUAGAUGGCGUAUCAACAUAUUGCCUAACUCGUUUGGUCAGUCCUGAAGCUGGCUCCAUGUCAUGAUGUACAGCAGUUGUGCAACCAGCCCGCUAGCGUUGUUUCAAAAUAAAGAACAAUAAUGUAUUUCUUUGCAAA
This is a messenger RNA of Rhipicephalus microplus (southern cattle tick), 5303 nucleotides long. RefSeq names its product presequence protease, mitochondrial. Gene Ontology annotation, biological process: protein processing. Gene Ontology annotation, molecular function: metal ion binding; metalloendopeptidase activity; RNA binding. Gene Ontology annotation, cellular component: mitochondrial matrix. The record is from RefSeq and is a predicted model, not a curated record. Lineage: Eukaryota; Metazoa; Arthropoda; Arachnida; Ixodida; Ixodidae.